AUGUGCCCGGAGGUAAGCGCAAGAACGGCCGCUAGGACGGACGGACGGACGGAUGGACGGACGGAGGAUGAAAGUCGGCGAGUCCUGGCGGCGGGGCCGGGGCUGCUGCGUGGGGGCGAGGUGGAGGGCCACGCGAGGUCUCCGUGGUGGUUAUUGCUCCUGCGAGGAGAGGCAGCAACCACGGUGAGUGGUGCUUCCUGGAGGCCGUUUUCAAUAGCUUGGUGGUCCCCCUGGGUGCUUUCUGCAUGGCCUAGCCGUCGCUGUCCACAUCUCCUCCCAGCAGGAGUUAAAAAUCUCUUUUUCAUCCCUAGGCAGAGCCAGUUGCCAGACUCUCCACCGGACUCGGGGUCGGAGCCAUGCUCUCCGCCGCAGCUGAAGGCAAGUGUUAAGGACUGUGCUCCUGGAGUGCAAGAAUAUGACAGUGAUGGACAGAAUGCCGCUUUGGACAAAUGCUGCCAAGCUCUAACCUGGCAACCAUAUCAAACUUCCCAGUGGAACAGCUUAUUUAACUCUAAUCAUGAAAAACUACCUGCCAUAGUUUAUCAUAUUGCCACAGACAAAGGAUUUAAUUUUUCAAUAACAGAUGAUGCCUUUGUGUGCCAGAAGAAGAACCAUUUCCAGAUCACAAUCCACAUUAGAAUCCCUGGACAUCCAAAAUAUGUCAAAACUCUCCUCGGGGCAAAGCCAAUAGAAAAGUUUUACUUAAAGGCCUUUGGAAUAAAGGUGGAAGCUCCAAAUCAAACAAUUGCUAUUGAACAGUCUCAGUCAGAUCGAAGCAAAAAAACUUUCCAUCCUGUUAAAAUUGAUCUGCCAGGGGACCAGGUAAUCAAAGUAACGCUGGGAAGGUUGCAUUUUAGUGAAACAACAGCAAAUAAUAUGCGAAAAAAAGGGAAACCUAAUCCUGACCAAAGAUAUUUCAUGCUGGUGGUUGGACUGUAUGCAGUCUCUCAGGACCAAUUCUACUUACUUUCUGCACACGUCUCUGAAAGGAUCAUUGUGAGGGCAUCUAACCCAGGGCAGUUUGAGAAUGACAGUGAUGUACUGUGGCAACGAGGACACGUUCCAGAGACGGUAGUCUAUCAUGGUCGAGUAGGAAUUAACACAGACGCACCAGAUGAAGCGCUGGUUGUCUGCGGAAACGCAAAAGUUAUGGGUAGAGUCAUGCAUCCAUCUGACAGCCGAGCAAAACAGAAUAUCCGAGAGGUUGAUACAAACGAGCAGUUGAGAAGAAUAACGCAAAUGAAGCUGGUGGAGUAUGACUACAAGCCUGAAUUUGCAUCUGUUAUGGGAAUAAGCAAUACUCAUGAAACAGGAAUAAUAGCCCAGGAAGUAAAGGAGCUUUUACCUCAAGCCGUUACAGAAGUUGGAGAUGUUGCUUGUAAUGAUGGAGAAAAAAUAGAAAACUUCCUCAUGGUUGAUAAGGAUCAGAUCUUUAUGGAGAACGUUGGUGCAGUAAAGCAACUUUGUAAGCUGACCAACAACCUUGAAAUCAGAAUAGAAGAACUGGAACAGUGGAAUAGAAAACUGACCAAGCUGAAACGGUUAAGCAGUUUAAAGUCAACAGUCAGUGAAAAGAGUACAGUCAGUAGGUAUAGUAGAGCUACUAGUCUGUUGCCGUCAAGAAAAUCAGUCCUGCUAAAAUCUAGCAAGGUUUGUUUGUCAAAGAAGAAAAAGUCUUGCUCCAAGAUUUUCUGGAUAACUAUCAUAGCUUUAGUUGCUAUUAUGGCACUAUGUGCUCUGACAAUAUCGACCCUUUAUGUGCUUAGCAUGCAUGACAGAUUUUUUGAAAAACAUCCCAUUUCCAGGCAAGGGAAAAGCACAAUUUCUCAGAGUACGCAACCCAUCAGUGGGAUCCCUGAAGUGAAUUUCUGCGACAUUUUGCCAUGUGACAAGGUCUAUUGUUGUCCAAUUCAUGAGUCAGAAUCCAGAUCUCUAAAUUCUGGGGAAACCAACACCAAGGAGGAAGGAAGCAAAAGUAACACAUUACUUGAAAGAAAUUCAAUCAAAAAUCGUAAUAGAAGAUUUGAUCUCGGAGAUGACUGGAUUGAUACAACAAUCAGUUCCAUACAGAUUUUGGAAACUCAGCAAAGCAUUGACAGUCGCUAUUGUAGUAGAAAUCUACAGUGCAGGUCUGGAAAUUACAGCUAUGUUAUUCCCAUUGACAAAUACACACCCACAAAUGUAGAAAUCUCACUGGAAAUCAACACCACAGAACCAUUAAUUGUAUUCCUCUGCAAAGUCACGUUUGGAAAUUAUUGCCCCUAUUAUGCUACAAGCAGAAUCAGUGGGAAGAUUUUCCCAGAAACCACACAGGGAUAUCAGCAUAUUUGGAUUCUCCCUGUAGCUAGGUUGUAUGACAGCGCAUACUAUUUCCGUGUAGCUGUACCGGAUCUUGCAGACUGCUCAACAGAUCUUCAUUAUGCUGGAAUGUUUUUUACUGAUUACUACUUCUAUUUUUAUCGACAGUGUAACUAA
Molecule: messenger RNA, 2475 nt
Organism: Struthio camelus australis
Lineage: Eukaryota; Metazoa; Chordata; Aves; Struthioniformes; Struthionidae
Source: RefSeq, a predicted model, not a curated record